CGACGCUUUAGUCGGCGGGAGCGGGUGUGAAUCGGGCCGGCUGCUACCAUGAGGUUGAAUCAGAACAUCUUGCUGCUGGGGAAGAAGGUGGUCCUGGUACCUUACACCUCAGAGCAUGUGCCUAGGUACCACGAGUGGAUGAAAUCGGAGGAGCUGCAGCGUUUGACGGCCUCCGAGCCACUGACCCUGGAGCAGGAGUAUGCCAUGCAGCGCAGCUGGCGGGAGGAUGUUGACAAGUGUACCUUCAUUGUGCUGGAUGCAGACAAGUGGCGGGCCCAGCCAGCCUCCCCAGAAGAGAGCUGCAUGGCGGGAGAUGUGAACCUCUUCCUCACAGACCGAGGGGACCCCACCCUAGGGGAGAUCGAGGUCAUGAUUGCAGAGCCCAGCUGUCGGGGCCGGGGCUUUGGCACCGAGGCCGUCCUCAUGAUGAUGUCCUACGGUGGCUGUGAGCAGCGUCUUCCAGGAGGUGACGCUCAGGCUGAGGGGCCGCAGCACCUGACGCUCAGCCAGCCCUGCUUUCUGGCUCCCCCAGGUGGCUGUGAGCAGCGUCUUCCAGGAGGUGACGCUCAGGCUGACGGUGAGCCAGCCGCACCGCCAGUGGCUUCUGGAGCAGACCAGCCACGUGCAGGAGCAGCCCUACAGGGAUGGGACCUCAGAGCCCCGCUGACAGCCGCCUAUGGGCCACCCCCCUCAUCACGGGUGUCGGGGCUCCAAGAGUCGGGAGCCCGGCAGCAGAGACCACGGACAGGGCCUUCGGGGCAGAGUGCCCCAGCCCCACUCCAGCCUGGGCACCUCCGUUUGGGGCCCUUCAGACUCGGGGUCUGACUUGCCUUGGCCUCCCUGGCUGGCUGCACGCAUGGCUGCGCGACUCCACGGCCAGCCCCUCUGGGCCAACCUGGUUGGGCUCUCCGAGCCUGGAGUGAGUGAGAGGCGGGAGGAUGGAGGUGGAGGCCAAGGUGGGGCUGGUGAAUGGACAGCACCCCCUCUCCCCUGGGAGGCUGGAGGUGCUACUCUGGGGCAGAGGCCCUGGCUGCAAGUAAAGCAGAUGACACCACACGGCGGGCUCUCCUGAUUUCCUCAUUGGGCCUGAGGGGAGGGGAGCUACCAGGAGGCCCGGCCUGCAGUUUCCAGGCCCGUGGUGAGAAUAGGGCGGCAGCUCAGGCUGCUGUUGUCCAGCUGAAGCAGGCCGGCUGCGACCCCAAGGUUUGGAAAUGAGUGUCCUGGCCUUGGCUGGACAGGUGGCUUGGAAGGUGGGAGUGCCCUUGCUCCUUUCUCUGGGAGUAAGUUAGUGUGGGAUACAGCUCCUAGUGGCUGGAGGACUCCCCGCUGUGCCUGAAGCUGGAGCUUCCUGCAAGGGCCUUUCGAGAAGCAGCUCAGCUGUACCAGUGGUGGCGGGGGCAAGGCCACCGGUGUGCCCCACCCUCUGGGGCAGCUGUCCCUGACAUGGUCGGGAGGGGGCGCCAGAGGCUCAGGUUCGGGAUGGCCAGGUUGCAAGGCAGCGGGUGCUUCAAAGGUGGAGCUGAGCUAAGUCUCCCCACCUUAGCCAGGGGGACCCAUUUGACUCCUAGUGGCCCCUCAGCUCCAUCAUAGUCUGGGGUGGCCAUCAAGAAAGGCCAGGCAAGUUUCAGAACCCAGUUGUGGAGGAGGCGCGAGGGUAUGUGAACAGAGGAAGUGGUCCCAUCUAAGCUGAGGCAGUGCGCCCAAGGCCUGUUUUUUGGCCACAGAGCCAGAGCCUGCUGAGGCCUCAGCUCCCAGUCCCUCCAUCCUGGCAUCUCGCACCAAACUACAUAUGUAAAAUCUACGAUCUGAAACAUGACUGAAUCUAAGACAAAAAUUUGUUCGCUUGCUGGGGCGGCCCAGCCCCGGGAGCCACCUGCUCAGGACACCUGUCCCCUCCGCCUAAUCAAAGGGCUGCACGGUUACCUAUGGCAGGUGAGGUAGGGAGCGGCCCCUUCACAACCCUACAGAGCUGCUCACCUGUGGGAGGCCUGCUCCAUCAGGGGUCAAAGGGUAGAGGCAGGGGUGGGGCCAGACCUCGUGAUUGGUGCCAUGAUAAGGGUUUGGAUGGUCUUCUUGAGCUGAUGGAAUUCAGGCCCUAACUAGAGGCCAGAGAUGACCAGACAUGACUAGCCCUCUUCUCAAGCCCGAGGGCUCCUCUCCCAGGUGUGCUAUCACCCUCCUUCCGUGUUCUCAGGCCUAGGAACCUGGCUUCCUGGUGGUCUCCUGGUACAGAGUAACCAGGGACCAACCUGCUUUCCUGCCCUGGCAGCCCUCAGGAUGUGGCUUGAGGUGCCAGAGGUACAGGAACCAGUGUCUCUGAUGUGGGAACAUGGCAUGUUACCCUGGGAAGUGCCAUCUACCCUACCAGCCUGAACAAGUACCCUCCAAUCAGGUCCUUGGCCAGAUAAGCUAGUCUGGUGCCAGCUCAAGCCUCCCCUGGGAAUCCUGCACCCCCUACCUGCGGGUAGCAAGAUGGGUAGCAACCCUCGUUUGCAUUCCAAAUCCAGCUCCACCUGGAGUGGUGUUAGGGGA
Messenger RNA from Talpa occidentalis (Iberian mole), 2532 nucleotides. RefSeq names its product N-acetyltransferase 9 (putative) (gene NAT9). Gene Ontology annotation, biological process: protein acetylation. The record is from RefSeq and is a predicted model, not a curated record. Gene Ontology annotation, molecular function: N-acetyltransferase activity. The coding region runs from base 49 to 825 and encodes 258 amino acids. The transcript is spliced from 6 exons. Lineage: Eukaryota; Metazoa; Chordata; Mammalia; Eulipotyphla; Talpidae.